AUGGCUAAAGAGGAACCGCAAUUAACACUUAUAUUGGCUCGCAUAGGCUGCUUUUGUUUCGCAACUUUAACCCAACCAACCGCCACAAAUCUUGCAGCAACCGUCGAAAACUACCAAGACGCAAUUAAUAGAAUCCCCGGUACGGUACGGGAGUCUGUAAAAAAUAAAUAUUGGAAUUGGAGGAUGCACGGCCUGAAUCCUAAUCCAGGACAAAUGAUGAGAUGGACCAACAAUUUUAACGAAGUAUUAGAUAUGGCGGCAAAUGUUGAUAGAGAUUGGGUUACGGAACCAGUGCCAAAUAUCCACAGUGAGCCAUAUUUUGAGGAUGGAGAAGAGGACUUCGAGUGGGCCCGCCACGAAUACGGCUAUUACGGUCCACGAUAUGGCCCCGGCCCCGGUUCCGAUUCCGGUGCUGGUUCCGGUUCCGGUUCCGGUUCCGACCCGAUCGCGAAACGAGAAUCUACUGAUGUCGACAGGACGACUUGUGGAGUCAACGAGGGCCCUCAGCGAGCUCGCGGUCACAAGCCUUCUUCUUCAGACAAUGAAUCUCCAACAGCAACUACAAAAUGUGGUUCAGAAGCGGAUACCAUUUACUCAAGUACGAGCUAG
Messenger RNA from Orbilia oligospora ATCC 24927, 609 nucleotides. RefSeq lists its product as uncharacterized. Lineage: Eukaryota; Fungi; Ascomycota; Orbiliomycetes; Orbiliales; Orbiliaceae. Bases 1 to 609 code for a protein of 202 amino acids. The transcript has a single exon. The record is from RefSeq and is a predicted model, not a curated record.